Molecule: messenger RNA, 708 nt
Organism: Mesitornis unicolor (brown roatelo)
Lineage: Eukaryota; Metazoa; Chordata; Aves; Mesitornithiformes; Mesitornithidae
Gene: PTGER3
Product: prostaglandin E receptor 3 (subtype EP3)
Exons: 1
Biological process (GO): phospholipase C-activating G protein-coupled receptor signaling pathway; adenylate cyclase-activating G protein-coupled receptor signaling pathway; inflammatory response
Cellular component (GO): plasma membrane
Molecular function (GO): prostaglandin E receptor activity
Source: RefSeq, a predicted model, not a curated record
ACCAUGAUGAUCACCGGAGUGGUGGGCAAUGCCCUGGCCAUGCUACUGGUGUCCCGCAGCUACCGGGCCAAGGAGAGCCGGCGGAAGCGCUCUUUCCUGCUGUGCAUUGGCUCUCUGGCGCUCACUGACCUGCUGGGGCAGCUGCUCACCAGCCCCAUCGUCAUCUCUGUCUACCUGUCUGACCGUGCCUGGGAUGCCAUCGACCCCUCGGGCCACCUCUGUGCCUUCUUCGGCUUCAGCAUGACAGUCUUCGGCCUCUGCCCGCUCUUCAUUGCCAGCGCCAUGGCCGUGGAGAGGACGCUGGCCAUCCGGGCACCGCACUGGUAUGCCAGCCACAUGAAGACACAGGUGACGAAGGCGGUGCUGCUCAGCAUCUGGCUGGCUGGCUGUGCCUUCGCCCUGCUGCCUGUCACUGGCCUGGGCCGCUAUGCGCUGCAGUGGCCAGGCACAUGGUGCUUCAUCAGCACUGGCGACAGCCAGCUCACAGGGAGCCUGUUCUUCGCCUCCACCUUCGCCGUCCUGGGGCUCUUCUCCCUCCUGGUGACGGUGGCCUGCAACCUGGCCACCAUUGAGGCCUUGGUGUCUCGGUGUCGGACCAAAGCAACAGCAUCACGCUCCAGCAAGGAGUGGGGGCGAAUCACCAUGGAGACUCUGAUCCAGCUGCUGGGCAUCAUGUGUGUCCUCUCGGCUUGCUGGUCACCGCUGCUG